AUGCAGAGAAAAGAAUUCUAAUUUGUAGAAGAAAUGGUAAUGGAACUAUUUUCGUUGAUAGAUAAGAGUUCAAACCAAAGACUUAAGAACUCCCUUCAAGAACCAAUAUAAUCAAUUUAACAAUCACUCCAAAUUCUUAAAGAAUAUGAGGAGGAAUAGCAAAUAUUUAAUUUUUUAAAAGUACAAUUUGAAAAAUUACUCUAAAUUGCUAAAACUGAUAAUCAUUUACAAAUAGUCUUAGGUAACCAAAAACAAUGGUUUUCAUUUUUUAACAAAAAGUUAAUUGCUGAAGACAGAUUUAUUGAAUCUAUUUGUUAUAUAUCAAAAAUGAUGUUAAAUUAAUGCAAUACUUACUCUGUCACUUAUACUCAAUAUUUAACACAAGAAUGUAUUUCAUUGAACACAAAUCAACUCAUCACAAUUCAAUUCAAUUUUGAUGAUUCCCACACUUGUAUUACAUUUAUGGCACCAAAAAUAAUAGAAACUAAUUUAUUUUUGGUAGACAUUGAAUUAUAGAAGCUUAUGCAAAAGAUUCCACAUUUAGAAUAAAGGCUAAAUUAUGCUGAAAAAAAUCAACAUCUCUUAAAGUUGUGUUUCGAUCAAUCCAAUAAAACUAUUAAAUUUUGGAGUAAUAAUGAUAUUCUUAGUUAUCAAUUGACUUGCAGAAAGUCUAAAUAAUAAGUAGAUGAUAUCAAUUACAAAAUUUACUUAGAUGUUGGAAUGGUAAUCAAAUUAUCACAAAAUCAUAGCUUAAUAAUUGAAGAGUUAAAUUUCGAAGAUAAAUAACCAGAUGAUAUUUAGGAUGAAAUAUACCCAAUUUAUUUAUAAAAAGAAAGUGAAAAUUAAAGUCAAAUUAAAAUUAAUGAUGGAAAUUAAGCUGUUCUACUCUCUUUACCAUUAAAUAGUUCGAUUAAAUUGAAAAAUAAAUUGGAAAUGCCAAAGGAAGUUGACAUGACUUUAUUUCAUGAUAAUAAAGGAUAUUUUCUGGAAAUUGAGAGUUAAAAAUUAGACUAUCUUCCCUAAUUGUUAUCUACAAGGACAUAAGACAGAUAAUUACAGUUGAAAUCCAGGAAUUUAAACUUCGCUUUGGGAUUGAUAAUAUUAGGAUAAACUAAUAUUUUGAUGAAAAUAGAUUUGUAGACAAUCUGGAAUGGAGAAGGGUUAUUUGAAAUCUGA
This is a messenger RNA of Paramecium tetraurelia, 1176 nucleotides long. RefSeq lists its product as uncharacterized. The record is from RefSeq and is a predicted model, not a curated record. The transcript is spliced from 2 exons. NCBI's taxonomy places the organism in Eukaryota, Ciliophora, Oligohymenophorea, Peniculida, Parameciidae.